Messenger RNA from Charadrius vociferus (killdeer), 897 nucleotides. Its product is annotated as group 3 secretory phospholipase A2-like. Gene Ontology annotation, molecular function: A2-type glycerophospholipase activity. Bases 1 to 897 code for a protein of 298 amino acids. The transcript is spliced from 7 exons. Gene Ontology annotation, biological process: phospholipid metabolic process; arachidonate secretion. The record is from RefSeq and is a predicted model, not a curated record. Lineage: Eukaryota; Metazoa; Chordata; Aves; Charadriiformes; Charadriidae.
AUGGCAGGAGUGGAAGCAGCAAUGAUGGAACCAGCAGCACAGGAUGUGCCAGAAGUUGAUGAAGGUCUCUUCCUCGGCCCCGACCUGUGCUGCCGGGAGCACGACCACUGCUCGGCGCAGAUCACGGCGCUGCAGUUCAACUACGGCAUCCGCAACUACCGCCUGCACACUGUCUCUCACUGCGACUGCGACGCCAGGUUCCGGCAGUGCCUGCUGGCCCUCAACGACACCAUCUCCAACAUCAUCGGCGUCACUUUCUUCAACCUGCUGGAGGUGCCAUGCUUUGUGCUGGAGGAAAGCGAGGAGUGUGUGCAGUGGCACUGGUGGGGGGGGUGUGAGCGUUACGGUGUAGUACCCCUGGCCAGGAUGGUGCAGCAAAAUCAGUACCAGUACAGCCUGCCCACGGAGGAGAUAGGCACCUCUGUUGUGCAGCCCCUGGGCAAGAGAAUGAAGCCCUCUAGAGCAGGGCGCCCACACAGGGUGUGCAGGUGCUACAAGCACCUGGACAAGUGUGAGCACCAGAUCGCACCCCAUGAGGUGAAGUACCAGCUGCACAACGUGGGCACCCAGACACUCUUCCACUGCAACUGCACUCACAGGCUGGCACGGUUCCUGCGCAGGGCAAGGGUCCUAGGUGAUGUGGAGGUGGCUGCCCUGGCUGACCACAUUGCCACAGACUGCUUUGUUCUGGAGCCACCCACUGACUGCAACGAGGGCCUACAGCACAACUGUACUGCAGCGACCCAGGCUGUGCUAGUACCUGCACGGCAUCUCAAAAAGUCCCUGAGGCGCUGGCGUCUUCCACAUGUGACCUCUAAGGCUGAGCAUCCAGACUGGAAGACACAGGACAGCAGUGGCACUCUCUAUGAGCGAUGCCUGCAGCUGGCCUUAGAGUAG